Molecule: messenger RNA, 4330 nt
Organism: Wyeomyia smithii (pitcher-plant mosquito)
Lineage: Eukaryota; Metazoa; Arthropoda; Insecta; Diptera; Culicidae
Gene: Nup160
Product: nuclear pore complex protein Nup160 homolog
Exons: 18
Coding region: 336-4274 (1312 amino acids)
Cellular component (GO): nuclear pore
Molecular function (GO): structural constituent of nuclear pore
Source: RefSeq, a predicted model, not a curated record
CUUGAAGUCGUUCGGGUCGGGGAUGCCACAUAGUUUGAUGUUCGCAAGGUGUAUGAGAAGAUCUGUCACUUGUGUACCUAUCUUUUUAUUUUUCAUCUUUGCACAAUAUUUGUCAUAAAAAUAAAGUUGUUCAGCCCCUAGGUUGGUGGUCAAGAUAACAUUUCGAUCAGAUCAGUGUACCGGGAAUUUGAAAUCGCUGUCAAAAAGUUGUUUGGCGCUGCCCCUGCCACACGCUUGUUUACUCAAGCUGCGAAAGCCGUGUUUAUUGCGAUACGAUUUAUUGCAUUUCUAUUUAGAUUGAGAAUCCGAAAAACAGUCCCAGAAGUGCUUCAAAUAUGGAUCCUUAUGUUCCGGUGCAGUAUCGGGAAGUCCCGAUGAGACAACUUUCACCAAAUGUUGGUAAUUGCCGAGAGAUCAACGUGAGCACUGGCGGAAUUCAUAACAUGUUACAAGAUGUGAAAACAUCGGAACAAUGUGGAGGUUACUGCUUCGUUGAGCGGGAAGAUUAUCGUUCAAAUCGAUUCAUUUACUGGCGGACUUGCGGAGAUUUCAUUUACUUGAGUGAGAUUAGUAUGAAUUUAAACUUAACUAACAACAAUUUGAAAAUAAGUUUCGAUGAAAGUCCAAUCUUAUCUGUUGAAAUUAGCGGUAACCGAUUGCAAGUAGUUUUGCUAAUUGUAACCGUGACAAGUGUACACCGGAUUCUGUUACGACAUCCGAAAGCUAACAGUGUAAAUCCUGAUGGGAUGCACGAAUCAGUUUUAGCGUCCAUCACAAAGGAGCAGAUAUGUGAUUCGACUUCAUUCUAUGUCAUUAGCAACGAUAUUGGCCAAUCGCUACCUUCAAUUGCUGCUGCAUUUCGGGUGGAACAUGACAUAAAUGAUAGUGAUGCGUUUUAUGCAGUUUCAACCGUGUCAGCGCUAUAUCUAUUCCAAAUGGGAAGCCUCGGUGGAGUGAAAAUAAUUGAACUUAAGCACAACCAGCUGAUAUCUCGGUUGUUUUCUAAUUUAACGGAUGCGUGGAGGAAAAAGAACGCCAACACUCCAGAUCAAGUAGUUUCUUUGUUAUUCGGUGAGAUAGAGGGUAACUCGGUAUUGUAUGCUUUUUAUCGCAACAAUAUUGCUCGUGUUUGGUCGCUUAACGGCUCAUGCAUUGGGGUGGAAUGUCUAGUAAAGCAUUCUGAUCAAAGACUGGAAGGAUCUCAAAACUUGAUGGUUCGAAAAUCUGUUUCACUCAUUGGUGUAUAUUUAGCAUUUUCCGAUUGUUCGGAGUUCAUUAUAUUCCGUCCUGUCAUAGGCGAUUCUAGUAACGUUAGUUUGAAGAGAGAGUCUGUCAUUUUGGCCCCAAACUAUGAUUUGAUCGACUACAAAAUAUCUGAUCAGGCUAUUUGGGCACUGUGGUGUAAUGCUGAAGGUGAGAUGCAAGUGCUGACUUAUUCAAUCAACAGUCAAUCGAUCAAUUUCUGGCUUCCAAUACCACUGGAAACCAUGGACGAUAAGUAUGUGGUAAAACUGGACAAGGGAACUGAUUUGAAGCAUGCCUAUUGUAAUCGCAUCUUUCACUCUGGAAAGUUUCACAACAAUGUCAUUGCGAAAACUCUUUCGAUGUUUAACCGAAGCUUCAGUUAUUCCGGUUCCGUCAUUUCUACGGCUGCUUUGAAACGGCACGUAUGCAGUUACAUUGAUGGAGAAUUACAAAAUGAGCGCAAACUUCAAAACAUAACCGACGAAGAGUUUAUAGAGCUCUCUUCGACACUAUGGGAAAAGUUUUAUCUAUGUUGCUCUCAGUACAACUUUGAAGCUUGUCAACCUAUCGGCAUGCUCAUACUCGAAGAAAUGAAUGUAUUCUGUUUGAUACGAAAGAAGUUAAUCUCGUUUUUUCGACCCUGCGAUGAAUUGGAACUAGCAUUACUCUCAGAGAACUACCCUGGAAGUGAUGGUGACACUGGUGAAAAAUCUGUACAACAAGAUGUCGCUGUAUUAGUAAGAGUGCUGAAGCAGAUUGAUAAAUUUGUGCCCGAGGAUGAAAAAAUAGAAAUCGAGUCUUGCCUGUUCCAGCUACGUUCUAUCAAGGAUGUAAUGGGAACCAUUUCCGCAUCGCAGAGUUUCGAAAAUCAGUGUAACCUAACAGCUGUCAUUCAAUCCAUUGAAGAUCUACCCAAAGCUGUAACCGUUAUCCUUCAGAAGCUCAAGUUGGACCAUGACUCGCCCUCCUCAGAGCCCAGUUUAUAUCCAAGUUUGAGGAGUCUUCCCUUUGGAGGUCUGCUGGGGGUACAACUAUUGACUGAAACCGUUCGUCAGAUGAUUCAGUUGCGCUAUAUGGUCGUACGAAACCUUAUUGUUCUACAACAUUUGCUGUUGAAUAACUUUGCGCUAAAUUGUAAUGCGAUGGAAAUAAUCCGUUCCAAAUGUAUUCCAGACAGUGAGGUAUUUCUUCAAUCAUAUUAUGUUAUGAAUUGGAUCGCUGAGUCGGUCGUGGAUUAUGCUGCGGUCCGCAGUAAGUCGCUGGAAAGUGAUGCCUCACUGGUAAUUGGACAUGAAGAGGCAUAUGGGUUCGAAUACAUUUCAUUGCUACAUCUCUUUGUUGCUACCAAGGGACUUAAAGCGUGUAUGGUUACCGAUAUGAAACAAAGUUUGAUGAACAAUUCAGAAUGGUUCACCGAGCUGCUUAACAUUAGCAACGGAUUGCUACGUCUUAUAUGGCCUGUAGCGGGAGAGUUUACUUUCGGACAAUGGCUCAUGCAAGGUGAAAUGCACAUAUUUAUAGAAGAAUAUGUUCGUUUACUGAACUCUUGGUGCGAAUGGAACAAUUGCUCUCGAAACUUUAUUCUGGCCAAAUCAUAUCUUAUGAACGGUGAAAAUUCAAAAGCUUUAGACCUGUUUCCGCAGUCAGCAAAAGGGAUCUUGAACGAACCAUAUUUAAUCGCUUUCACUAAGUCAUCAGACACCGUUUCAGUGCCACCAGAUGAGAUGUUGAGUCUUUUCUACCUUAAGGUGAUCCGAUUGUUCGAACACUAUGGUGCAUACGAUUGCAUUAAUGUACUGGCACAAAUUGCCAUUGGAACUUCAGUACAAACCAAACAACAGGCAAUGUUUCAAAGCAUAGAUUUCAGUAGUCAUAUGGAGCUAGGUCACUAUGAAGAAGCAUAUCAUUCGUUGGUUUACAAUUGUGAGCAGACACGAAAAAAAGAUUGUCUGCGACAAUUGGUGUGGCGUUUGUUCCAGGCUAAAAAGUUCAACAUUUUGAUCGAUCUCCCGUAUUACGGUUUGGAGAUGGACUUUCAAAAUAUUAUGGAAAUGCAUGCACGAUCGGUGGAGAUCUCCGAAAAUAGCCACUAUGACUUUUUGUAUUCCUAUUUCAUUUUGAAAGGCAAUAUGAGGAAAGCUUCUCUUAUUGCGUAUGAAAAAGCCCUUAGAUGCCAAUUGGAAUGUAAUUCUCCAGUAUUCCUUAAAAUGCGCUGUGAAUCCUUGCUAAAAUGUGUCAAUGCGCUAAACUUAGUGGCUCCUGACUAUGCGUGGAUCGCGAAACCCACGGUUUUUAAAGAAAACAAAUCUCAAGAUGACCAGAAAGCAAAGAUUGAAGUUAUUAGCUUGUCUGACAUACGUAAAGAAUUGAUGGUGACGGAAGCUGUUCUUGAAAUUUCCAAACAGCUAGAAGACUAUAAAGCUGUUUUAGAUGUGGAUACCGAUGAGCUCAUUGUAAUUUUGGCAAAUGCCAAAUUAUAUGCCACUGCUUUCAAACUCGCACUUGCUCUUGGUAGAAAUGUCCUUCCGGUUUAUGAGAGUUUAGCAAUUGCAUGUGUGAUGUGUGCUAUGCAAGAUGCUGCUGAUAAUUGGGAUUGGCUGCACAAAAAUAAUCUUGCGGAAUCGAUAAUCAGCUCUGAUAGUACGGAUACCGCCUGGAACUUCCUGAAAUAUUGUUUGUUGAAUCAAACCAAGGAUCAGGAUGCAUGUUAUGCAUCAGUUAUGAAUCAAAUUAUUUCUAAAAAUGCGUUCGCACCGCAGUGGCUUACUGAUUGGUGCAUGAAUAAGAUACCGACAAAGCUUCUUCAGUUAUACAUAAACUAUGGACGACUUGAAGAGGCAUAUGAUGUCGCAGUUAAGCUUAUUCAAUCGCAGUUAAUCAGUCGCACAUCGAUAACAUCGCUUCACUUCAACCGUUUUCUACUGCCUAUUACGCUGAUUGAUCGCCUUCUGCACGAAUUUCGCAAGGAUGUAAAAUUCCAAGAGCAAAAGAACAAUCUCGGAGAGCUCAUCAAUUGUAUAGCCAAUUAAAAAUCUCUGUAUCUGUUCUAUUUCUGUUUUUCAAAUAAAAAAAAAUUGUCCUUGAA